CUUUCUUUAGAAAUGCAUUUGUAGCUCACUCUCUCUGUUGAUACAAAAUGGUUGAGAUACUGUCUGUCACAUUUGAACGUUUAUCAGAGGAGCUGUUGAGCCCGGACGUCCGAAUCUGCUACUGAUUGGUUGUCAUGGUGAUCCCUAUCCUCAUCCACUGGAUCUGUCCCUCAGAUUUACCUUCAUGCAGGCAGCGGCGCUUUCAGUCGGGGGGACGCUGGCAGGUGGAGAGUCCGAGGACCCCCGUCUGAACGAGGAAAGUUGGGAUUUUUGGGACCAUGGCUCCUUCCAGGAUCUGCAGAGAGUCUGUGCUGGUUCUCCUGCUGCAGGCGGUGCUGAUCUGCUCGGCUCAGAGAGGCCCCACAGGACCCAGAGGCCCCCCAGGACCCCCAGGUGUGGCUGGCGUACCCGGAGUGGAUGGAAUCGACGGUGAAAGAGGAGUGGACUCCACAGUGACUGGUCCACCAGGUCUGGAUGGAGACGAUGGGAGAGACGGAGCUCCAGGGAAAGCCGGCCUUCCAGGCGCAGAUGGACCCGUAGGACCUCCUGGAGAUCCAGGUCCAGUUGGAAAAAAAGGCUCAAAAGGAGAACCUGGAGCUCGAGGACCUCCUGGAGAGCCUGGUGUUGGACCCGACGGGCUUGACGGCAUUCCCGGUACCGAUGGGCUCCCAGGAGAAAUGGGACGGGCCGGCCCUCCAGGAGCCAGGGGUCAGAGGGGUCAAGUUGGUCCUAGUGGUCUGGUCGGUCCUCGGGGACCUCCAGCGGUCUACAACGGAGAAUCCCCGUGCCCCAGCGCCUGCCCCUCCGGCCUGACGGGAUAUUCCGGACUCCCCGGCAUGAAGGGUCACAAAGGGGCGAAGGGCGAAUCCGGAGAGCCCGGGCGACAAGGACACAAGGGCGUGGAAGGAGAACAAGGACCACCCGGAGAGACUGGAGCUCAAGGAUUACCAGGUCCAGGAGGACCCAGAGGCCUUCCAGGAAUAAUGGGCUCCAAAGGUGACAGGGGACCGCGAGGAAAACCUGGCGACGCCGGCCCUCGGGGCGUCCAGGGAGAGCCGGGGGAUCGGGGUCAAAGAGGCGCCGUGGGCGAGGCCGGACCGUCAGGAGCAUCCGGGGAACCAGGACCUGCAGGAAUCAGAGGAGUUCCGGGCCCCAAAGGAGAACCUGGUCUGACGGGUCCUGAUGGUCGUGAGGGAAUACCGGGCCUGCCCGGGUCCAAAGGCGUCACGGGGAAAAGCGGGGCUCCAGGUGACUCCGGCCCACAGGGUCUUCCCGGGGUGCCCGGCGCGUACGGCCAGAAGGGACACGGCGGUGUGAAGGGAAACUCUGGAGAUCCAGGAGUCGUGGGUUUGAUGGGACCUCCAGGGAAACAAGGGGAACGUGGCGAUCAGGGAGAGGUGGGACCGUCUGGACCCAGAGGAGGACCCGGCGAGCGUGGAGAGAGAGGAGCUGAGGGACCUCCAGGACCCCCAGGAGCCCGGGGAACCAAAGGAGAUCCGGGUCUUCCGGGACUUCCUGGACCGGCUGGUUAUCGAGGCGAGAAGGGAGAUCGGGGGGGAGUUGGUCUGAACGGUCCAAAGGGAGAGCAGGGGCCUCCAGGAGCUGAGGGGACGCCAGGAGACCGAGGAGACGUGGGGGAUCAAGGAGAGCCGGGUGAGAAAGGAUCGACGGGCCCCCCAGGAGAGACGGGGAACAAAGGGGCCGAAGGCGGCCGAGGAGUGCCGGGCAAAGAGGGCAAGACGGGUCCCCCGGGCCCGCGGGGCAUGCAGGGCAACAUGGGGGUCCCAGGCCUGCCGGGGGUGCAGGGAAAAGCGGGAAAGCCGCCCACAGACUCCCACAUCAAGCAGGUCUGCAUGAGGGUCAUGCAGGAACACUUAGCCCAGCUGGCUGCCAGUCUGACCAGACCUGAGUCCGGCAUCGCUGGAAUCCCGGGUCCUCCUGGUCCUCCUGGACCUCCAGGCCCCACCGGAGCAAACGGCUUCCCUGGUCACGUCGGAUCGAGAGGCCUGCCGGGUCUGAAGGGCCCACCCGGGAUCCUGGGUCAGAAGGGACCCAAAGGUGACCAGGGGGACAAAGGGGACCGAGGACCCACGACGAGAGGACACAAAGGAGAACCAGGGGUACCGGGUCUACCAGGUGACCCCGGCCGGCCGGCUUAUGGCACCCACGGCCGUGACGGGGAGCGGGGGCCUCGCGGCGCCCCCGGCAUCAACGGCGUGCCCGGGCCUCCUGGCCCCCCGGGUCAGAACGGCUACUGCGAGUCGUCGCAGUGCAUCCUGGCCAUGGGGUUACAGGUCCCUAGCAAGGAGUCCGGCAUGAAGGGGCCCAAUGAGAUGUGAGGGGCGGAGCUCAAGGAGACGCCCAGAGGGGACCAGAACCCACAGACCGGGUCGGUAUGUCGGCGUGACACCAAACCCGAUCAGGCUUUUCCACCUGGAAACUGUAAAACUUAAAGUUUAUUUUGAAAGAAUUAAUCCCUGUUAUGAUGAAACCAACCGACUCCUUCCUCUCCAAACUCCGACGUUUCUGUGUUCAUGUAAAUGUGUCGAUAUGCAAAUGAGCUUUCACCUGUUGGAUAAAUCCUGGAGCGCCUCAUGUGUGACUGAUUAUUUAUUCUAUCGAGUUUUGACGUCUUCAAGUUGUACAAAGGAGGAAUAAAACCAUUUUGAUAAUCUC
Messenger RNA from Oryzias melastigma (Indian medaka), 2676 nucleotides. RefSeq names its product collagen, type IX, alpha 1a (gene col9a1a). NCBI's taxonomy places the organism in Eukaryota, Metazoa, Chordata, Actinopteri, Beloniformes, Adrianichthyidae. Bases 279 to 2339 code for a protein of 686 amino acids. The transcript has 34 exons. The record is from RefSeq and is a predicted model, not a curated record.